CCCUAAUAAAUAAUUUCAGUAAAUAGUUUAAGGCCAUCCCAUUUCCGGAAAUCUCGAAGCUGGACCGUCUGUACGCAUGGACCUUCGCUGCUUGUGAGAAUUGAAACUUGACAGUCUGAUAGUGUCAGGCGGCAUGUGAGUGACUGAGUGUACCAAAACCAUCAGAUCAGGAGAAUUCUCGGGUCUUUAAGGUGCAGAAGUUUAGUCUAGCAUUAACUAAUCGAUCAGGUUAUCCGAUCGGGAAGGAAGCUGCAAAACUGCGCAAGAAGAUAGAUGUGGUGAAAGGGUUUUCAAGUAUAAGGAUGCCAAGUUCGCCGCCGAGGAUUUCAAGAUUGACUAUUCCAGUUUAUCAGAUUUCGUGGUCUGCCCUGUAGUAUCCGGAUAGUUUUUUUGGUCCCUCAGAAUACUCGUUGAUCUUUCAUUUUCGAUGGACUGGAGAUUAUAACUCCAACACCGCCUGGUGAUUGAAGUAGCCUGUCACUGGAGGAGCUCUGCUUAUCCGAAUCCAAUCUUUGGGGGUGGAGAAUACUUGUCACUCAAUAGUAAAUCGUAAUAAGGUUUGGGAACGAGUAUAGCAUGAGUGCGGUUCUGGCGACGUCGAGGUCGGAAUUGGAGUUGGAUCGACCCAAUCUGGAAGACUAUCUCCCCACUGGGUCUAUCCAUGAGCCUCUCGGCAAGCUUUGCCUUCGAGAUUUACUGGACAUUUCGCCUACUUUGACUGAGGCCGCUGGUGCUAUAGUUGAUGAUUCUUUUACCAGAUGCUUCAAGUCUAAUCCUCCCGAACCUUGGAACUGGAAUAUCUAUUUAUUUCCUCUGUGGUGUUUGGGUGUUGUAGUCAGAUAUGGACUUCUUUUCCCAAUAAGGGCAAUUGUUUUGACAAUAGGAUGGAUAAUAUUCGUGUCGUGCUAUAUCCCUGUGCAUUUUCUUCUCAAGGGCCAUGAUAGGCUACAGAAAAAAUUGGAGCGAGUUCUGGUAGAGUUGAUAUGCAGCUUCUUUGUAGCUUCAUGGACUGGUGUUGUCAAAUACCAUGGUCCACGGCCUAGCAUUCGUCCUAAACAGGUUUUCGUGGCAAAUCACACAUCUAUGAUUGAUUUCAUCAUUUUAGAACAGAUGACUGCCUUUGCUGUCAUCAUGCAGAAACAUCCUGGAUGGGUCGGAUUUUUGCAGAGCACAAUUCUAGAAGGUGUAGGAUGUAUUUGGUUUAAUCGUUCAGAGGCUAAAGAUCGUGAAAUUGUUGCUAGGAAGCUUAGGGAACACGUUGAAGGGGUUGAUAAUAAUCCCCUUCUUAUAUUCCCAGAAGGAACUUGUGUGAAUAAUCACUACACUGUCAUGUUCAAGAAGGGUGCAUUUGAGCUAGGCUGCACAGUUUGCCCGGUCGCAAUAAAGUACAACAAAAUCUUUGUUGAUGCCUUCUGGAAUAGUAAAAAGCAAUCUUUCACUACACACCUGCUGCAAUUGAUGACCUCAUGGACUGUUGUAUGCGAUGUUUGGUACUUGGAGCCUCAAAAUCUAAGGCCCGGUGAGACGCCAAUUGAGUUCGCAGAGAGGGUGAGGGACGUCAUAUCUAUUAGAGCAGGUGUUAAGAAGGUUCCUUGGGAUGGAUAUUUAAAGUAUUCUCGCCCCAACCCAAAGCACCGAGAGCGGAAGCAACAGAGUUUUGCAGAUUCAAUUCUCUGCCGCUUGGAAGAGAAGUAGAUGUUUUCUGGCCUGUUGGGGGGAGUGUUGGAACAGAUGAAAUAUUUAUUCAUGUUAAAAUAAUGAGGAUAAAUGGGGGAUGCACAAAUUCCAUUGUUAUUUUGGGAAUAAAUAUCUUGCUUCGUUAACCAUUGAGCAAAUACAUGAUAAAUAGUUAACAUAAAUAUCUUGUGUUUUAGUUUUUUGGUCAGAAUACACAUUGUGCACUCUUAUAAAGAAGUAAAAGAUAACACCUUCAGCGCCAGCCACCAGGAUUGAUGGGUUUUUUACGUUGAAGUUCAAAUGUUCUCGAGAAUAUUGUCAUUCUGAGCUAGUUUGGCAACUUUAUGUUUGUUAUGGACUUAUGGUAUAAUUUGAAAUACAUAGCCAAUGGUACAUAGUUUGAAAUACACUCGCUGGCUCACCCAGGAUUCAGGAACCACAUUGGGAAGUUCACUAUCUUUCUAAAAUGCCUACCACUUCUUUCAGUUCUACUAAUUGAUAAUA
Cuscuta europaea is the source of this 2181-nucleotide messenger RNA. NCBI's taxonomy places the organism in Eukaryota, Viridiplantae, Streptophyta, Magnoliopsida, Solanales, Convolvulaceae. The record is from the annotation of a GenBank genome assembly.